Anarrhichthys ocellatus (wolf-eel) is the source of this 3563-nucleotide messenger RNA. Its product is annotated as chloride transport protein 6-like. Bases 54 to 1727 code for a protein of 557 amino acids. Lineage: Eukaryota; Metazoa; Chordata; Actinopteri; Perciformes; Anarhichadidae. The transcript is spliced from 12 exons. The record is from RefSeq and is a predicted model, not a curated record. Gene Ontology annotation, biological process: transmembrane transport; chloride transport. Gene Ontology annotation, molecular function: chloride transmembrane transporter activity. Gene Ontology annotation, cellular component: lysosomal membrane; intracellular membrane-bounded organelle.
GGUCUGAAUACUUUCCGUACCCACUGUAUAUUAAUAUUAUAGUAUCAAUAGUAAUGUAUUGUUUUAACUCUGCUCUUCAGUGUUCAGAUGGAGAGAGGAGCUGCCACCUGUGGACAGCAGUGGACCUGGCCUUCUUUGUCCUGAUGGGGGUGGUGGGUGGCCUGCUGGGGGCGCUCUUUAACUGCAUGAACAAGAUCCUGGCCAAGUAUCGCAUAAAGCACAUCCACCCCAAGGCCAAGUUUGUCAGAGUUCUCGAGAGUCUGCUGGUUGCCAUGGUGACGACCGUGGUGAUAUUUGCAGCUUCCAUACUGUUGGGCGAAUGUCGUGACUUGUCCUCCCCCACAACCCAUAACACCACGCUGUCUGGCGGAGAGGACAUCAACUCAACCAUUCGACAGUUCUUCUGCACCAACAAGACCUACAAUGACAUGGCCACGCUGUUUUUCAACCCACAGGAGGCUGCCAUCCACCAGCUCUUCCACCAGGAUGGUACCUUCAGCCCUGUGACUCUGUCAGUCUUCUUCCUGCUGUACUACCUGUUGGCCUGCUGGACCUACGGUGUGUCUGUACCUAGCGGUCUCUUCGUCCCCUCACUGCUCUGUGGGGCGGCUUUUGGACGUCUGGUUGCCAACAUCCUCAAAGUGAAACUGGGAAUGGACAUCUACUCGGGGACCUUUGCUCUCAUUGGAGCUGCCGCCUUCCUCGGAGGCGUGGUCAGAAUGACCAUCAGUCUGACUGUCAUCCUCAUUGAAUCCACCAAUGAGAUCACAUACGGGCUGCCCAUCAUGAUCACUCUGAUGGUUGCCAAGUGGACUGGAGAUUUCUUCAACAAGGGCAUCUAUGACAUCCACAUCCAGCUCAGAGGAGUGCCGCUGCUGGAGUGGGAGACUGAGGUUGAAAUGGACAAGCUGAGAGCCAGUGAUAUCAUGGAGACCAACUUGACCUAUGUGUACCCCCACACCCGGGUCCAGUCUCUAGUCAGCAUCCUGCGCACCACCGUCUACAACGCCUUCCCUGUGGUCACUGAAAACCGGCAGAACGAACGGGACUUCAUGAAGGGCAACAUCCUGGUCAGCAACAACAUCCGCUUCAAGAAAUCCAGUGUUGUGUCCCGUGCGGGGGAACAGUGGCGCCGCUGCCAGUCCAUGAAGUCGUACCCAUCCAGCGAGCUGAGGAACGUGUGUGACGAACAGAACGUGGUGGUAGAGCCAGCAGAGGAGGGAGAGGACCUGCUGCAGCAGAUGUUAGAGAGGAGACAUGCUCCAUACCCCAACCUGUACCCAGAUCAGUCUCCCAGUGAGGAGUGGACCAUGGAGGAGCGCUUCAGACCACUCACCUUCCACGGCCUCAUCCUACGCUCCCAGUUGGUCAACCUGCUCAUCAGAGGGGUCUGCUACGCUGAAAACCAGUCGAGCGCCACUCAGCCCAGGUUGUCCUAUGCAGAGAUGACUGAAGAUUACCCACGUUACCCUGACAUCCAUGACCUGGACCUGGCCCUGCUCAACCCCCGCAUGAUAGUGGAUGUCACCCCCUACAUGAACCCAUGUCCCUACACAGUGUCACCCAACACCCACACCUCCCAGGUGUUCAACCUGUUCAGGACCAUGGGGCUGCGACACCUCCCAGUGGUUAACGCUGUUGGAGAAAUUGUUGGAAUAAUCACGAGACAUAAUUUAACACACGAGUUCCUUGUGGCCAAACUGCGGCAGCACAGCAUCACUAUUUGACCCGACUCUGGACAGUCUGCUGUUCCUCCAACCCAGACUGUUCAGCCUGGUCCUGGUCCUGAGUCUUUGUCUCUGUCCAUUUGUAAUAGCAUGCACACAUUCUCUGUGGUACAAUAAGGAACACAUUUAUCCUGUAAGUUAUAUUUGACUCAAGUCUUACAUAGUGUUGAGGAACCUGGCUUCAGUGGCAGGACUGGAUUCAUACACUAGGGACACGUUAAUAGAACCAGAUUGGUUUUGACUGUAUAGAAAAGGUUUUACACGUCACAGAUAUCCCCAACGAUGCAUAUGAUAAUUCAUGAGCUGACAACACCAGAUGAUCUGAUAGCAUUGAAACAUUAGCCACCUCAGCUGUUCUUUUGGUGACUAGUGUUAUCGUCACUCAGUGGUACUCAAGCUCUUUUUACUGUCAUGCUCCCCCUUCAGAAGCCAAAAAAAGUUCAUGAACCCUCUACCCACACAACUCAUUUAGUUUUUAUCAAUCGUUAAUUAUUCUAAAAGAUUUCUUUUCCCUUUUUAAAGACCAGGUGAGCUGGGUAGCCCUGCUGGCAGCAGCACAUUGUAGUUUGUUGAUCGUCUCUACAGGAGCUUCUCAUCCACACAGAACUGGAAAGAUGUAUUACGUGAAGUGUUAAGCUCAUUGACAACUGUUUCUGCUGGUUGGAGACACAAAAGACAAAUGUUCUUUGCAGGCGGAGCUUGUAAUAACAAAGUCAUAGCCCAACAUAGCUAGCCUUCUGACUACAUGUUAGGUUGAAUUCCAUUGAACUUGAGACAUUGACUGAAAGCUCCAGCAGCUUGUUGAUCGUGUUACUCACCGUUUGAAGGAAACAUCACUUGCAAAGGAUUCCUCGCUACCCUCAUGACACAAUCUUUCUUUUGACCUUUUGGUCAUGCUUUAGUCGUUAUCACUGUAGCACUUUUACGUUUGACUGUUGUCUGUACAUUUGUAUUCACUGUGUAAGAAAGUGGAAUAAGUGCACUAAAGCAGGUCCCCUCACGGCCUGUGACUGAACUAGACCUCUGGGAAGAGUUUGCUCAGUAUCACGUGUAGCCACUCUAACCACCGUAAAUACAUUAGCAUUGUUUUGCACUCAUGACAUGUAGUAAUAUUUUCACUGAUCAGUUCAGUGACCUCAGCAGACAGACAGUCUUGGUUUUGUGAUGCAACACAUUCCCCAUUCUAAUAAAACCAUUGUGUCGAAUAUAUGACACGUUAGUUCUGGUCCAUUGUCCUGGGUCAUCGGUUCAUUACCCUCAAAUGUGACUGGGAGCAAAGGCAAGUAAGAAGAAGUGGAAUUGUGCACUUAUUUAUUACCACUUGUUUAUUAGCGACCACAAUGGCACAUGUAUGUACAUCAAACAUUCCUUAUUUGUUUCUUGUCUGCUUUGUUUUAUUUAAGAGAUUAUUUUUUUGUACAAUUUAAUGUUUAUGAUUUGCUGCCCGUGCUGUGAAUUGCAUUUGUAAAUGGACCAAUGCUGUCCUGGAUAAUAUUGUUUAUAGUCGAGGCAUUGCUGACUUGUUGUUUUAAAAUGAGUCUCUCUAUGUUGUGCAUACUACAUAUGGCAUGGCAGGUGGUGAGCAGAACAUGAGAUUAGGAGAAACGGUGGACGGUACACUUCCUACUGUGAAGCCAGACCCGAGGGACUGUUUGCCAAAUACUUUGUUUCAUAUGACUUAUGUGGAGAUAUUAGACAGCGCCCUGUGCUUGUUUUAGAUGUAGAACUGGCACAUGGCAAAAACAAAGCUGCAGCCAUGGAACAAAAAGCAGAGACACCUCUGUCUUGUGCCUUUUUAGUGUUCAAAUAAAGCUUCUGUUUUGUCAAAUUUAAAAA